This is a messenger RNA of Bufo bufo (common toad), 1997 nucleotides long. RefSeq names its product solute carrier family 2, facilitated glucose transporter member 3-like. The record is from RefSeq and is a predicted model, not a curated record. Lineage: Eukaryota; Metazoa; Chordata; Amphibia; Anura; Bufonidae. Gene Ontology annotation, molecular function: hexose transmembrane transporter activity. Bases 214 to 1698 code for a protein of 494 amino acids. Gene Ontology annotation, biological process: monosaccharide transmembrane transport. Gene Ontology annotation, cellular component: membrane. The transcript has 10 exons.
AUCUACUACAUUAUCUGUAAAAAGCAACCCACGUUAUGCCACUGCACGUGGCACAGUGGGUUCACACCCACUGGUUCAAGACAAUGUGAUAGGGAAGUCUCAAGCAUCAUACAGCACUGAGCUUGGAAGGACGAGGACAGGACGCAGCUUGUUGAGUGCUGGUGCAGCGGUUGCCUGUGGACUUAACCCUAGCUGGGGCAGGGAAUCUGGGAGAUGGAACCUAAAAGGGGAGGUCUGACGUGUUCCCUGGCCUUCUCCGUACUGGUGGCGGCCAUUGGAUCCCUGCAGUUUGGAUACAACACAGGAGUGAUCAACGCUCCCGAACAGAUCAUCAGGUCCUUCUAUAAUGACACCUACAUCCACCGCUACAAUACACCCAUGUCGCCAGCCAUGCUCACCUCCCUGUGGUCGCUCUCCGUGGCCAUAUUUUCCGUCGGGGGAAUGUGUGGAUCUCUCUCUGUUGGAUUCUUUGCAAACCGCUUUGGCAGGAGGAAUUCCAUGCUGUUGGUCAAUGUCGCCGCCCUGGUAGGAGGAGCGCUUAUGGCUCUCUCGAAGAUUGCUUGGUCCUUUGAGAUGCUUAUUAUUGGGAGAUUCAUCAUUGGGAUUUUCUCUGGAUUCUGCACUGGUCUGGUACCUAUGUAUAUUGGAGAGCUGGCACCCACUGCUUACCGAGGAGCUCUGGGGACACUAAACCAGCUUGGCAUCGUAGUGGGAAUAUUGAUAGCACAGAUUUUUGGUCUGGAAGUGAUCUUAGGGUCUAGCACAUACUGGCCACUCUUACUAGGGAUCACCGUUUUCCUGUCGGUCAUCCAGUGUAUACUGUUACCAUUCUGCCCGAAAAGUCCCCGAUAUCUACUUAUUAUGAAGAAGGAGCCUGAAAGAGCCGAGAAGAUUCUACAGAAAGUUCGAGGAACUCAUGAUGUGACCGCUGACAUUGAAGAGAUGAAGGAAGAAGGUGAACGCAUGGCACGGGAGAAACCUGUGUCCUUUAUAGAACUGUUCCGUUCUAGACAGUAUCGGCAACCCAUUAUUAUCUCCAUCGUUCUGCAGCUUUCACAGCAGCUAUCUGGCAUCAAUGCUGUCUUUUACUAUUCCACAAGUAUCUUCACAAAAGCAAAAGUCCCUAAUCCAAUUUAUGCAACCAUUGGUGCAGGUGUGGUCAACACUGUUUUCACGGUGGUAUCGCUCUUGGUUGUAGAACGCGCUGGACGUCGGACUCUGCACCUCGUUGGUCUUGGUGGAAUGGCCGUGUUUGCACUAAUAUUGACAAUUGCCCUGAGACUAAUCGACAUUGCCAUGGGAUGGAGCUACGUCAGCAUCGUGGCAGUCUAUCUGUUUGUGGCUUUUUUUGAGAUCGGCCCAGGACCCAUUCCUUGGUUCAUUGUAGCUGAGCUCUUCAGUCAAGGUCCUCGGCCAGCGGCCAUGGCGGUAUCUGGAUGCUCCAACUGGACAGCCAACUUUCUAGUGGGCAUGUUGUUUCCCUAUGCAGCGGACGGAUGUGGCCCCUAUGUCUUCCUCAUUUUCAUGGGUCUGUUGAUUAUCUUCUUCAUCUUCACUUUCUUCAAAGUCCCCGAGACAAAGGGCCGGACAUUUGAAGAAAUUGCCAAGGGCUUCCAGGAUAAAAGCCAUUUAAAACCUGUUGCCAAGCGUAACAGUGUAGAACUUACAGGAGUCAAGGCCCAGGAUCCAAUAGGGUAAACACAACAGGAUCAAUGGUCCCUCUAGCUCUACCUCCUCUCUACAGAACGUUUACUCCGUAGACCAUUCAUGGACUGGGACAUCUCAAGAGUUUUUUUUUUUGCUUGCUAAGGAUAAAAACCCAUACUAUAAAGGGGGGAGGGAAAGAAAUAAGAAAAAAAAAAAAUGGUCCCCAAGCAAAACAGAUUUAUCAUUGUCUAAAAUAGGACAGAGACCUGCCGAGCCUGUAAAAAUUGACCAGUUUCUGAAAUCGCCAAAUGUAAAUACAAGGACAGUACUAAAAGGGAAGCAGGAUGUAA